Messenger RNA from Botrytis cinerea B05.10, 2854 nucleotides. RefSeq lists its product as hypothetical. Gene Ontology annotation, molecular function: mannan endo-1,6-alpha-mannosidase activity. Bases 874 to 2241 code for a protein of 455 amino acids. The transcript is spliced from 3 exons. The record is from RefSeq and is a predicted model, not a curated record. Gene Ontology annotation, biological process: carbohydrate catabolic process; fungal-type cell wall biogenesis. Lineage: Eukaryota; Fungi; Ascomycota; Leotiomycetes; Helotiales; Sclerotiniaceae.
GGGAGAUGGAAAUUAAAUAUCACGUGAUAUGUCCUUUUCACCCAGAACCAUUGGAUCGCUACAUGAUUCAUCAAAGCUUUGCGAAGAGAUUACUCAUCCAUCUUCUCCAAAUCUCCCAGUCUCCCAAUCUCCCGUCCUCCAAAUUGCUCCACUUUCUCCUAUCAAAGUUCAAACCCCUCGAACCCCCUUCAUCUCCAAAAUAAAACUCCACAGUCGGACCAUCUUUGGUUCCUGUUCUUGAUUUUAUGGUUAUAUCGACCUUGUGCUUAUGGAGAAUCAUUCUCGAAAUCUUGCCGUCGUCAACUCAAACUUGAUACACACGUAUUGCCACACCUGAAUCGCUAUAUAUAUAUAUGGCAACACACAUAUAGUCAUCAUCCAAUCCCAUCAGCAUCAGUGUGAGUUUCGGUAAUGUCUCACAGCAUAAUUCCGUGCACUUGGCGAUCCACCAAAUUCGUAAACCACCUUUCCUCCCAAGAUCUCGGCAUCCCCUGACGACUUGGCAGCGGCAUAGUCAGAAAUGAAAACGUCUCCAAGGUGAAUUUGGAUAGGGACAAGAUGCUAGUGCAAAUCAAUCCAAUUGAGGCUAUGCUCAGUAUGCUGUCUUUGACCUUGGCAUUUGACUAUACCCAAAGAUAACAUAGUGAACGAUCGGAAAACAUCCCAUACCGAUUUCAAUCUUCAUCUGAUCUCGUAGGUCUUCUUCUACACACUCACGCAUCAUAUUCACAUUCACUCUUUUGCUCCUCUGCUCCUCUGCUCAGCCGCUGUCAUAGAAAUCAGUCACUCCUUUAUUCUAGAUUUCAAACGUCAAACUUUACCGUUUCCUAUUUAUACUUUCAUGUACAUGUUAUAUUCUGCUAUUUUCACAUCAUGAAGCUCGAUUCUUCUUUAAUCUAUGCGGCAAGCCUCUACGCUCUUGCUGGCCAUGGCGUGGAGGGUGCCAUCACGCUUGAUAUCACAUCUCCAGACUCGAUCAAAACCGCAGCAAGUAAUAUAGCAUAUGAUCUCAUGUCAUAUUACACCGGAAACAAUACUGGAGAUGUGCCAGGCAAUUUACCAUCGCCAUAUUAUUGGUGGGAGGCGGGCGCUAUGUUCGGAACCAUGGUUAAUUAUUGGUACUACACGAACGAUACAACCUACAACGACAGUGUCCAGCAAGCACUACUACAUCAAGCCGGAGACGACGGUGACUAUAUGCCUCUAAACCAAACAAAAACAGAAGGAAACGAUGAUCAAGGAUUUUGGGGAAUGGCAGCGAUGACGGCGGCGGAAACCAAAUUUCAAGAUCCUCCAGAUCCAAGUCCGGGAUGGCUGGCACUUGCACAAGGAGUCUUCAACACUCAAAUCGCACGAUGGGAUAAUUCGACAUGUAACGGUGGAUUUCGAUGGCAAAUUUUUACUUUCAACAAUGGUUACAACUAUAAGAAUAGUAUUUCAAACGGAUGCGUCUUUAAUUUGGCAGCGCGACUCGCUUUAUACACAGGAGAUAGCACUUAUGCGGAUUGGGCGGAUAAAAUUUUCGAUUGGGUGUACGGAGUAGGACUCAUUUCGGCAGAUUUUGAUGUAUAUGAUGGAACCCAGAAUUCCGACAACUGCACAGAUAAAGAUCACAAUCGUUGGACCUACAAUACUGGAAUUUACCUGCUUGGAAGUGCUGCCAUGUACAACCAUACGAACGGAAGCGCUAUCUGGAAAGAACGUGUCACCGGCCUUCUCAACUCAUCAACAGACUUUUUCCAAAAUGGAAUUAUGGUUGAAGCGUGCGAAAGCGGAACUUGCAAUAACGAUCAACAAUCAUUUAAAUGUUAUUUUGGACGGUGGUUAGCUGCAACUGCUAAGCUUGCGCCUUUUACCUACGAUACUAUCAUGCCUUUGCUAUCUACAACCGCAACAGCAGCAGUAAAAACGUGUACGGCUGGAAAACGAGGCAAUUCGUGUGGAUUGAAAUGGACCACCGGAGAACACGAUGGAAUUACUGGCGUAGGAGAACAAAUGUCAGCAUUGGAAGCCGUCCAAGGUUUAUUAUUACCCCAAACCAGAGAUUGGGUUAGUGAGGUAGCAGGAACCGGUACCAGUGAGGGUGACGCAGAUGCAGGAACCGACUCGCGAAUGAGUACUGAUGGAAGCGAGAUUACACCCGUCACCACGGCCGACAAAGUUGGAGCUACGAUAUUUACUAUGCUGAUUGUUGCGGGUGUCAUUGGUGGAAGCGCAUUUCUGUGCGUCGAGUGGUUUUGAAAUCCGUUGGAGGAAAUCUACUAUGUUUAUUCCUGCAUGUGAGCAUACCACUAAAAAAGCCAUUAAUCUCGUGGCAUCGGCUGGGGUUGGGCAUAUUAUCGGCGUUUUGUAUCGGGAUAAUCGUUCAAGAGGAAAGGGAUAGCGUUGGGAAGUAAGGCGUUAAACCCAUAGGCCUGCAUAGACAACUUUUGCUAUGAAACCGGCCGGUUUCUUUUGUACUUUAUUCAAUUCGUCUUCAGGACACCCUUUUUUUCGAAGCUAUCAACCUGUCUUAAGGUAUCUUUGGGGCGCCAAUAUCAGUAGAAACAACUUGCAGAUGAGCAGUUCCCAGGUACUUGAGGUUGAAUUUUUAUUAUGGGCAGAGAAUAGAAUAUCAAUCACUUGAAACCAUGUGUGUUCACGGGGGGUGUCAAGAACUGGCCUUGGUGUUAGAUGACUUCUGGAGUGCCUCUGAUUUCCUCAUCAUCUCACAAACUACCUAGGUACACAUCCCAACUGGUCUCUAGAAAAGAACUACAAAUUAUUCAACAUCAAGCAUGCAUUUGUCAUAGCCGAUGUCAUAUUUAGAGUGAGCACUGCUCUUUAUGGCGCAACGCCUAAAUUUGGAUUUGGA